CAGUUAAAUUAAAUUGAAAUGUCAGGUGAAUUACAGAGUUUUACUUUAAUUCAUGGGCUCUAUUUCCUAGAUCUAACAUCCUCUGUGUAACUAGGCAGAAGAGAUGCUGAAUAAAUACUUGAAGUCCAAGGAGGAUGUGGCUGAUUCACUUCUGCAGACUGAUCAGUCACUCACAAAAAAGGAAAGAGAGAUCGAAGUGGAGCGUGUAAAGGCUGAAUCUGCAGAAGCUGUAAAAAAAAUGUUGAAGGAAAUCGAAAAGAAGAAUGAGCAGAUGAUGGAACAGAAAGAAAAGAGUUAUCAGGAACAUGUGAAACAAUUGAUUGAGAAGAUGGAGCAGGACAGGGCCCAGUUAAUGGCAGAGCAAGAGAGGACCCUCACUCUCAAACUUCAGGAACAAGAACGACUUCUCAAGGAAGGAUUCCGGAAUGAGAGCAGGGCACUUCAUAAAGAGGCCCACGAUAUAAUAAGCAGCAGCUCAUCAGAACUGUCAUGUAACAUACUCUAAGAAUCCAAAGGACAUAAUUUUCAUAUUCAGCUCCUUCUCCCCAAAGAAUAAGUUGAAUGAGCAACUGUCUGGAGCCUUUAGAGCCCGGCUGCCUGCCUGUCCGGAGCCAAAGAGCCCACCCAACUAUUGCCUCGAGGCCUCAGAGCCUUGUUUG
Galeopterus variegatus (Sunda flying lemur) is the source of this 659-nucleotide messenger RNA. RefSeq names its product interferon-induced guanylate-binding protein 2-like. The transcript has 3 exons. Gene Ontology annotation, molecular function: GTPase activity; GTP binding. NCBI's taxonomy places the organism in Eukaryota, Metazoa, Chordata, Mammalia, Dermoptera, Cynocephalidae. The record is from RefSeq and is a predicted model, not a curated record. Bases 104 to 505 code for a protein of 133 amino acids.